Aspergillus pseudonomiae is the source of this 1961-nucleotide messenger RNA. RefSeq lists its product as uncharacterized. Lineage: Eukaryota; Fungi; Ascomycota; Eurotiomycetes; Eurotiales; Aspergillaceae. The coding region runs from base 135 to 1910 and encodes 591 amino acids. The transcript has a single exon. The record is from RefSeq and is a predicted model, not a curated record.
GCGGUUAUCUGAAUGAGGCCGUUCAAGGAAUCACUGGCUUGCGUCGUGACCCCGGUGAGGAAGUCCGUUCGGCGCAAUAUGAAGGAAAAGUAACCCCCAACAUCAGCACGUGGGAUGAAAGAGUCUCGUCUCGCAUGCAGUGGAUUCCGGUCUGGAACGAUUACAAGCUGAGCCAGUUGUCACCGGAUGGGUUCACCCUCAAGAAGAGAACCAAGCCUGGCCAGGCCUGGAUCAACAUCCCGGGCGGCACGCGAUCUUCCGGACUUGCUUAUCUUGGUGGUGCCACGCAAGGUGGACUUGCGAUUGGCCUGCGUGAUUUCUGGAAGAGGUAUCCUGCAGGCUUGGAUAUCACGAAUGCUGGUGCUAACAAGGGUCAGAUCACUUUGUGGCUCUAUAGCCCCGAAGCAGCACCAUUAGAUCUGAGACCAUUCCAUGAUGGACUGGGACAGGAUACCUAUGAAAAGCAAACCGAUGCGCUCGAAAUCACUUACGAAGACUAUGAGCCCGGAUUCAACACACCUUAUGGGAUUGCCCGAACCAGUGAAAUAUUCCUGCACGCAUUUGACGCCACUCCAGAGAGCGACAACUUGGCGCUUUUAGGCCACUAUAUCAAUGAGCCUCCAGUUCUAGUACCGAAGCCUGAGUAUAUCAAGGAAACCAAGGCAGCUGGGUCCUACUGGGCACUGCCAGACACAUCAAAUGACAAGGCUUCGACGAUCGAAAACCACUUAGAUUUCCUUGCGAAGUUCUACCAGGGCCAGAUUGAGGACCGUCGUUGGUAUGGCUUCUUAGACUAUGGUGAUAUCAUGCACACCUACGAUGAAGACAGGCAUACUUGGCGCUAUGACGUUGGCGGAUAUGCCUGGGACAACUCAGAGCUAUCCCCUGACUUGUUCUUCUGGCAGUACUUCCUGCGGACUGGUCGAGCAGAUAUUUACCGUUUUGCGGAGGCAUUGACUCGCCAUACUGGUGAGGUAGAUGUGUAUCACAUCGGCGACUGGAAAGGUCUCGGCACUAGACAUGGCGUUCAGCACUUCGCCGAUAGCGCCAAGCAAGUGCGUAUCGCCCAGCCUCAGUACAGGAAGUACUUUUAUUACUUGUCUGGUGGCGAUGAGCGAGUGGGUGAGCUGUUGGAAGAAGCAAUCGACGCCGACAAGACGUACGGAAUAUUGGACCCGCAGAGGAAGGUUAGGACGGAUGGUUGGACACCAGAGCCAGGCAAGCCUGUCGCCUUCUCUCUCGGGACAGAUUGGGCUGGUCUCGCUGCUGGCUGGCUGAUCGAAUGGGAGCGACGCGGGCCUCGCUGGCAAGAGGCCAAGAAAAAGCUGACGGGCACGGCGAAAGGAAUCGCCAGUUUCAAGAACGGCUUCGUCACGGGAGAGGGCCUGUACGCCAUCAGCAACGGCACACUACUCCCACCCCCGACCGAUCCGAACAAUGAGGGUGUUGUGUCCAUUUCCCACUUGAACGCUGUGUUCGGUAUGCCGGAGGUUGUUUCGGAGUUGCUCGAGUAUUGGGGCGAUGAGGCACCGGAAGGUCUGGAGAGUGCCUGGCUUGAUUACUGCUACUACUAUGGCGCAACGAAGGCGGAGCAGCAGGCGCGCUAUGGCGAAUCGUUCAGCGGUAUCAGUCUGAUCCAGGGCCACUCGCGUUUGACGGCGUACUAUGCGAAGCACAGCAACAAUGUGACUGUGGCUGAGCGAGUUUGGAAGGAGUUCUACAACAAUACGGAUGGUUUUACUGCUGAUGAGCCCUGGGUUUCAGAGCGUGUCAAUGGAAGCGCUGUGCUCAUUCCAGUGGAUGAAGCUACAUGGAUAUCGACAAACGCUGUCGCCCAGUAUGGGUUGGCUGCUAUCCAGGACCUGGCACUCGUUGGAGACGCCGUGACACAAUCCCCUUAUGGCGCUUAGUAGAUUGAGAUAUUGCCUCAUAUAGAAGUACCUUUUAUUCUCUCAUGUGCC